Molecule: messenger RNA, 2292 nt
Organism: Fibroporia radiculosa
Lineage: Eukaryota; Fungi; Basidiomycota; Agaricomycetes; Polyporales; Fibroporiaceae
Exons: 6
Coding region: 1-2292 (763 amino acids)
Source: RefSeq, a predicted model, not a curated record
AUGCCCCCGCCCGGGGGGUUCGACGCCAUCAAGUACAAGCGCAAUCUGCCGCUGCGGGGGCCCAGUGGGCUCGUCAUCCUCGGCGGCGUGACGGCGGUGUGCGCGUACGGAUUCUAUCGGGUCGGAAAGGGGAAUGUGGAGAAGAGAGAGCUCCAGAGAGAGAAGGUGUGGUCCCGGCUGCACCUGGUGCCGCUGCUGCUGGCGGAGGGGGACCGGGAUGCGUACCGACGGCAACAGGCUGCGCUUGCGAGGGAGAAGGAGAUCAUGAAGGACGUGCCAGGCUGGGAGGUCAGUGGCUCCACUCGUGUUGCGCUGCGCGAAGCGGGGCGAAAGCUGAUGGUUAUCGUGAUUCUUCUGGCUUGUGCGGCUGCCCCUGUGCGCGAUGUCGGGGGGUGGGAUAGGCGGGCAAAAGUGUCUACAGCAACCCAAGAAGAGGGACCGCAAUCAGCCAUGCCUGCCUUUCCAAGACCGCUCGCCCUCGUCGCCAUCCCUUUUAAAUCCUCCGCCCGCCCCCGUUCCUCCGCUGCCCCCCCUCGCCCCAUUCCUCCGUCGCUCCCUCUCGCCCGCACCUUCAUGUCCGUCCUGAGACGCGACUACGACCCCGACCACGACCCCGUCGCCAUCGCCCUCGCCGCCCAGGACAUGUCCAUCCGCGACCCGUCCCCCGUCUUCGCGUUCGACGACCCCAUGUCUGACAACAUGAUCUUCGACUUUGACGACAUGCGUCCUCUCGAGGCAAAGUCGCCCUUCUCCUGGGACGCCGUCCCCGGCUACACCAUGUCCUCCAUCCCCUUUCCCGGCUCCCCGGACUCCACCUCCUCCCAGCUCGAUCUUGCCCACUCCUAUUUGCCUCCGCCCCCGGUCGAUCGCCCAUUUGCUUCCGCCCAUCUCGACUUUGCCUCUCCCGCCCCCGACUUCACCGAUUCUGCCCUCUACGCGUCCUGGCUCACCGACCCCGACCCCGCGUCCUACCACCCGUCCUCCAUCCCCAUCCCCAUCCCAAGCAACCAGUCCUUCUCUCCCCCGCCCCAGUCUCCCUAUGCUGCGUACAGCGACAGCUCCUCUGUCUUCCCCGACGUCACCACCUUCUCUCCCCUCUCUGCUUACGCCGCCCUCCAGCCUCUCCCGCGGUCGUAUACCCCCGAGGAUGACGCGGUCAUGUCCGAGGCCCUGCGUUGCACAGCCCAAGCCCCCAUGUCGCCCCCCGACUCGUCCUUCAAACCCGCAUGGGCCAUGCAGCUCUGGGAUUCUCCCGACGCGCAGCAGCAGAACGUCGCCCUGCCCCUUCCACCACCGGUCCCCUUCCCACCCCUGUCCGAGGACGCUUACGCAACACAGCGACAGCGUGUCUCAUCCCGCAGAGGCAUCACGCCCAUCUCACAGAUCUUCCAGUCCUCCAGUGCCCCCUCCCUCUCGCACGCCCGUCCGCCGCCGCUCGCACGCGCAUACAGCCGGCGGUCCGAGUCCAUCAGCGAGCACGACGACGCGACCAUUCGCAAGAAGAAGCGCGCAGACGUGGAGGACGAGGAGACCCAUGCCGUGGAAAAGCUGCCGGACACCCCGCCACUAAAGUCGACCCUCCGGCCCCCUAAGCUCGCCCCGUCGGCUUGGCAGCUCUAUUUCACAGACUGGAUCGCGCGCCACCAGGCGUCCAGUCAGAAGAAGCUCAACGUCGCGCAGGCCGCCAAGGAAGCGGGCCAGGAGUACGCGAAGCUCUCUGCUGACCAGAAAGAGCCCUACAAACGCCGCUCUCAGGCUGCCAAAGAGCUGCGCGAGCGCGAACUCGCUGCGUAUAUGCGGACGCUGACGCCGGAAGAUAUCAAACGCGAGAACGCAUUCCGGACCGCACAGCGCCGCGCAGGCAAAUCACGCAAGGGCAAUAUCAAGGACCCCAACGCGCCGAAGAAGCCGCUCUCUGCUUAUUUCAUGUUCCUCCAGCGUAUUCGGUCGGAUCCUGAAUUAGUCAAGGAGGUGUUCGGAGAUGAGUCUGAGACGACCAAGCAGAGCGUGCUUGCCGCAGGCAAAUGGCGCUCUAUGACCGAUGAGGAACGCAAGCCCUUCCUCGCACAAGCCGAGCAGGAGAAGUUGGAGUACGAAUCGGCGCGGAAGCUGUACGAAGAGGGCACGACGGGCUACGGGACGAGCAUAAAUUUCAGCAUCCUUCCCAGCAACCCCAUCAAUUCGAUGCCGUUCCCGAGAUUGCGGCCGCUGAAACGAGAGGCGAUGAGCUCUGAGAGCGAGAGCGAUGGUUUUACGACUGACGAUGGGUCCGAUCUCCCGAAUCGUUCAUGA